GCGCGAAAGGGAGAAGCCCGGCGGCCCUCGGCCAUGGACGCGCGCGCCGCGGCCCCCCCGCGCCCCCUCCUCCCCGUCCUGGUUCUGGUCCUCGGGCUGGCCUCGGGGGCGGCAGCCCGCAGACGCGCCCCCCGGGACUUCGAGGAGAGGUACUUCCAGCAGCGGCUGGACCACUUCAACUUCCAGAGCUGCGGCAACCGGACCUUUCCCCAGAGGUACCUCAUCACGGAUAAAUUCUGGAAGAAGGGAGUCGGCCCCAUCUUCUUCUACACCGGGAAUGAAGGAAAUAUCUGGAUCUUUGCCCAGAACUCCGGCUUCCUCCUGGAGCUGGCAGAGCAGCAGAAGGCCUUGGUGGUCUUUGCGGAACACAGGUAUUACGGGAAAUCGCUUCCAUUUGGAGCGGCGUCGCUGCAGGGGCAAAACGCUGGCCUGCUGAGCGUUGAGCAAGCCCUCGCCGAUUACGCGGUGCUCAUUGUGUGGCUGAAGCAGCAGUACCAAGCGCAGGACUCUCCUGUCAUCGCAUUUGGAGGCAGUUACGGAGGGAUGCUGAGCGCAUACAUGAGAUUGAAGUACCCCAACCUAGUGGCCGGUGCCCUCGCUGCCAGCGCCCCCGUGCUGUCCACGGCUGGGAUCGGAGACCCCAGGCAGUUCUUCAAGGAUGUCACAGCAGACUUUCAGAACUACAGUCCGGAUUGUGUCAAGGCUGUCCGGGAAGCGUUCCGAGAAAUCAAAGACCUCAGCCUGGUCGGAGCUUAUGGGAAAAUCAGCACAAAGAUGGCUCUUUGCAACCAGCUUUCAACCCAAGAGGACAUCGGCCAGCUGUUUGAGUUUGCCCGGAAUGCCUUCACCAUGAUGGCCAUGAUGGAUUAUCCUUACAAGACCGACUUUAUGGGCCACUUCCCAGCAAAUCCCGUCAAGGUUGGCUGUGAACUGAUGUUGGCCAAUCAGGAUCCCAUCAGAGGGCUGGCAGCUCUUUCUGGAGUAUUUUACAACUCCACGGGGACUGUUCUGUGUUUUGACAUUUACAAGCUAUACCAGAAAUGCUCCGAUCCAACUGGCUGCGGGACAGGGCCAGAUGCCGCAGCUUGGGAUUAUCAGGCCUGCACGGAGAUCAACUUGACGUUUGACAGCAACAAUGUGACCGACAUGUUCCCGGAGCUGCCCUUCAGCGAGGCCGCCAGGGAGCGCUACUGCGCCCGCAAGUGGGGUGUGUGGCCCCGGCCAUCCUGGCUGCGGACCAACUUCUGGGGCCGCGAUCUGGCUGCUGCAAGCAACAUUAUCUUUUCGAAUGGAGACUUGGACCCUUGGGCAGCGGGUGGCGUGAGGAAGAACCUGAGCUGGUCCCUGACGGCCAUCGUCAUUAAGGGAGGCGCCCAUCACCUGGACCUCCGGAGCUCUAACCCAGCUGAUCCGGCAUCAGCCAGGGAAGCUCGGCUUCAGGAAGCCAGGAUCAUCAGGGACUGGGUGCAGUCGGCCACCAUCAAGGUCACCAAGUAGUCUCCGAGUUGCCAGCCAGGUCUAACAGAUGCCCCCAGGACUGUUGGGCAUGAAGGGAGCGAAUCUGCAUGGUGCCCUCUUUAGGCAGUGACGCUUUCAUACCACAGUGCUGAAAAAUAAUUAAUAAAGCAAAAGAUUCCCUCCAGAGUACCUUCCUGGGCUGGGAGUGUUCAUGGAGACUGGAAUGAUACGGACAUUUUUUUCACCCAUUUCUAAGAAAGGAGCCAGUGCUCAGGGGCACUGAGAAAACACAAAUGUGGGUCAGCCAAAAUCAGGGCUAAGCACAUGGCUCUCGUGCUAAAAUUAAUUCAGGCUCACAGCUUACCCUCCACUACGGGAUCAAAGCCAUGCAGGCAGAUGCCAACUCCCCAAAUCCCCCUGAAAGCAACAGGUGUGCUGUCCUGAGUUAGACCUUUGGGCCAUCUAGCCUGGGUCCUGCCCACCCUGGUUCACAGCCCAAGGAGAAAGAGCUGGUUUACCUUCCCUGCUGACCUGAUUUUGCUCUGGAGACCCCGCAGAUGAGGCCACAUCUGGGCGCAAAAGGGGCUCUAGCUGUGGGCUUUGUCACCCAUCAGGGGAUGGUGCUUUGCAGGUAAUUUCUCUAACGGUGCUGAACCUGGAGCAAAUUUUGCUUGCCGGUGGCUUUUUUCAAAGGGGCAUCCCUGAAC
Candoia aspera is the source of this 2165-nucleotide messenger RNA. It is a transcript of the gene DPP7, whose product is annotated as dipeptidyl peptidase 7. Lineage: Eukaryota; Metazoa; Chordata; Lepidosauria; Squamata; Candoiidae. Gene Ontology annotation, cellular component: vesicle. Gene Ontology annotation, biological process: proteolysis. The coding region runs from base 34 to 1497 and encodes 487 amino acids. Gene Ontology annotation, molecular function: dipeptidyl-peptidase activity; serine-type exopeptidase activity. The record is from RefSeq and is a predicted model, not a curated record. The transcript has 13 exons.